GUGCUUUAUAGCAAAAUUGCCAUCGCUUUGUGGCGUAGUUCGCACGGUCUUUCGCAUCAUUUAGUUACCCAGCAUGAGCAGCAGCAGCAGGCGCAGCACCAACAAGAGCAGCAAGAGCUAGACGAAAGCAUGAGUUUGCAUAACAGCAUGUAUCAACAUCAACAUCAACAUCUACAUCAACAUCAACAUGCAAAUCAACACAACCACAGUCUCAAACAAAACCAUCAUCAACAUCAUCAUCUCAACCAUCAUCAUCACCAUCACAUGCCGCAAAAUCAUCAUCCACCGUCGUCGAUUCUACAGGCCACCAUCAAUCACCAUCAAAAUCACCUGCAACAGACACAAACAGCGCAACAGUUGCCAGCAGCUGCACUAGCGAUUGGUACACCUGAAGUGGGCGUGGGCGUGGGCGUGGGCNUAAAUUACGUCACUCUACAAGUAGUACUCUAG
Messenger RNA from Rhagoletis zephyria (snowberry fruit fly), 450 nucleotides. RefSeq lists its product as uncharacterized. The record is from RefSeq and is a predicted model, not a curated record. NCBI's taxonomy places the organism in Eukaryota, Metazoa, Arthropoda, Insecta, Diptera, Tephritidae.